Messenger RNA from Vigna radiata var. radiata (mung bean), 2279 nucleotides. Its product is annotated as amino acid permease 3-like. The transcript has 6 exons. Bases 84 to 1667 code for a protein of 527 amino acids. Gene Ontology annotation, cellular component: plasma membrane. Lineage: Eukaryota; Viridiplantae; Streptophyta; Magnoliopsida; Fabales; Fabaceae. The record is from RefSeq and is a predicted model, not a curated record.
UUUCUUGGCAAACCAAAGUAUCUUUCAUCUUUCCGAAGUUUCAUCAUUUCCAUUUUUUCUUCACCUUUAUCUGAUUCCUCAAAAUGAUAGCCCCCUAUAAAUACCUCAUUUCUCCAUUACACACCAACACAUCUCUUCAUGUUUUGUCUUCCAUAACGGGUGGUUUUAGCAGCAAAAGCAAAGCAUUUUGCUAUUAUCAUAAAAAGUUUCCACAAAUUGAGAUGCCUGAAAAUGCCGCCACAACCAACCUUCAAGAUUGUGGCAUCCAAGAUGAUGUGGCUAUGCAUUCAGAGAGUUACUCCAAAUACUAUGAUGAUGAUGGUCGUCUCAAACGAACUGGAACUGUUUGGACUGCAAGCUCGCACAUAAUAACUGCAGUGAUAGGAUCUGGGGUGCUGUCACUGCCUUGGGGCAUAGCUCAGCUAGGAUGGAUAGCUGGUCCUACUGUCAUGCUCUCGUUCUCUUUGGUUACCAUCUAUAGUUCAUCAUUGCUGGUUCAAUGUUAUCGUUCUGAACACCCUAAUUCUGGCAAGAGAAACUACACUUACACGGACGCAGUUCGCUCCAUUCUUGGAGGAGCCAAUGUUAGGUUGUGUGGGAUACUUCAGUACCUGAUUAUGCUGGGAAUUGUAAUUGGAUACACAAUUGCAGCUUCUAUUAGCAUGAUGGCCAUUAGAAGGUCUAACUGUUUCCAUCAAUCUGGGGGCAAAAACCCAUGUCACAUGAACAGCAACCUAUACACGAUCAUUUUUGGUGCAAUCCAGAUUGUCCUUUCUCAAAUUCCCGAUUUUGACCAAAUAUGGUGGCUCUCAAUAGUUGCUGCAAUAAUGUCUUUCACCUAUUCCAUAAUUGGUCUCUCUCUUGGAAUUGCCAAACUUGCAGAAGUGGGUACCUUCAAAGGUAGCCUAACUGGAAUAACCACUGGAUCUGUGUCAUUGUCCCAGAAAAUUUGGAGGACUUCCCAAGCUCUCGGUGACAUAGCCUUUGCCUAUUCAUUUGCUUCGGUUCUCGUGGAAAUUCAGGACACCAUAAAAUCUCCACCUUCUGAAGCAAAAACCAUGAAGAAGGCCUCGUUGAUAAGUGUUACAGUGACGACAGUAUUUUACAUGAUGUGUGGGUGCACGGGGUAUGCUGCUUUUGGAGAUGCCGCACCUGGGAAUCUGCUAACUGGUUUUGGUUUCUAUAACCCAUAUUGGCUCCUAGACAUUGCAAAUGCUGCCAUAGUAAUUCACCUUUUGGGAGCAUGCCAAGUGUUUUCCCAACCCAUCUUUGCCUUUGUGGAGAAAAGGGUGACACAAAGAUGCCCCAACCUUGAAAGGGAGUUAAAGAUUCCAAUCCCUGGUUACCCCCCAUACAAACUAAAAAUGUUUAGAUUAGUUUGGAGGACUUUGUAUGUUGUUUUUACAACUCUCGUAUCCAUGGUGAUUCCAUUCUUCAAUGACGUCGUGGGAGUGAUUGGGGCAUUGGGAUUUUGGCCCCUCAAUGUUUACUUUCCAGUGGAGAUGUAUAUCUCACAGAAGAAGAUCCCCAAAUGGAGUAACAGAUGGAUUAGCCUCAAAAUAUUUACUGUGGCCUGCCUUAUUGUUUCAGUUGUUGCUGCUGUUGGCUCAGUGGCAGGAGUCGUACUUGACCUUAAGAAAUAUAAACCAUUCCACACAAACUAUUAACCUUCAUCUGUCGCCACCACCUUGUGGAUGUAAGAAACUGAAGUGGCGUGGUAGCUAUGUUUCUGCUUUCUAUGCAACAUUAUAUUUCAGAUCAAUUGGGUUACUCUAAGCCUCUCCUUGCCUAGAAAAAUCAAAGUCAGGAUUUAUUUGAAUGUGUCCAAACAAAGAGUACCUACUUUCCACCCUAUUAUUCUUAUUUUUUGAGGUUUAGCAUUCCCCAAGCCAUUUUAAACUUUGAAUUGCAACAUGUAAUAGAACUUUGCCUGAGUCUAUGUUCCAAAAAUGAAUGCUAUUAUAAUGAUUAGAGUUUUUUUUUUUUACUUUCUAUUUUGAUUUACUCCUUUUGUAUCCAGAUAUUCAUUAAAUACUAAAUAAAUUUAAGAAUAUUUCAAAUAAUUUUUUUUUGUAAAAAUAAAUAAUAAUAAAACCACAAUUUCUUCUAAACCAAAUCUGACUCAGCUUGUAUUUGAGAUCUUUUAACUGCUCGGUCAAGAUUCAACAUUAUACAAACCAUGUAGAAGCCUUACUUACCCCUAAUUUGAUUAUUUUAACUAAAUGAAUGAAACUUUAAGACAUUCAUACAAACUAAGUCGAAAUUUUGAAGAGCUUAAU